AUGGUCAAAAUCGACCCUGAAAGAUUCGCGCAGAAGCCUCGGUUUAGCACAAACCCGAUCGAUAACCUGCGAUUUCACGCUCGUGUUUCGCCCCAGUACUUCUAUCCUCUGGCUAUGACUCUCGUUGCCGUUCCAGUCUUGUUUGCUUUCCUACCAAUCCGUCGAAAAUACUUCUAUCCCGAUCAUAAGCGCAUUCCUACUCAGUAUCCUUUGCCAAGCGAGUCCGUCGAGGUCGCGGGCUUCGAGGAUGCGUAA
This is a messenger RNA of Myxozyma melibiosi, 255 nucleotides long. RefSeq lists its product as uncharacterized. Bases 1 to 255 code for a protein of 84 amino acids. NCBI's taxonomy places the organism in Eukaryota, Fungi, Ascomycota, Lipomycetes, Lipomycetales, Lipomycetaceae. The record is from RefSeq and is a predicted model, not a curated record. The transcript has 3 exons.